AUGCCUGGUGAUCAAGUCAUGAAUUUCAGUCACGUCUUGUAUCCUCACACUCAGAAGUCCCGAGGCUCUAAGAAGGGACCAUGGAAGACUAUUUGGUUCUCUUGUCUUGGGAUUUUACACUGUGAUGAUGACUUUUGUGAGUAUGCUGCUCCGCCACCAACCGGAGAGGGAAAAGCCUCCAAAUUGAUCCAGGAAUGGGGUGUACUUUACCACUUGGGUACUCACAAUCACGUUUGGCCCAGUUCAAAAAAGGCGGACCCCUUGGCAAUGCGCACACUCACCAAUGAGUUGAUCAAGAAUCCAAAGGCUGGCCCUUUGGUCCUCAAGGUCGGCCAGGCUGGCGCCGGGCAAACAGUCACCGCACCAGUAACUGAGAUCCAUCCAGUGUUUCCAAGCUCAGGCCGACUCGCUUACUUACAACAAAAGGUUCUUGUCGAGAAAGGGUUGAUGCCUGAAAAAGAAAGCAAGGGAGGAGGUGAUUGGUUGAUUAUGGAUCUCAUGCACUGGGGCAGGUAA
Molecule: messenger RNA, 516 nt
Organism: Melampsora larici-populina 98AG31
Lineage: Eukaryota; Fungi; Basidiomycota; Pucciniomycetes; Pucciniales; Melampsoraceae
Exons: 3
Coding region: 1-516 (171 amino acids)
Source: RefSeq, a predicted model, not a curated record